AUGGCCUCUGAAGAACUUACUGGUCUCUCAAACAGCUUCGCACGCCAGAAUUCCACCAGCGGCAUUUCUCUAGACUUUGAACCUGACACUGACUACCACUUCAUUGAAACCUUAGACGAACGGUACAAAUGUGCCUAUUGCCACUUAGUCCUUCACAAUCCUCACCAGACAGGAUGUGGUCACAGAUUUUGCCAGCAUUGUAUUAUUUCUCUGAGAGAAUUGAAUGCAGUACCCACCUGUCCUGUAGACAAAGAAACAAUAAAAGUGCAGGAGGUGUUCAAAGACAAUUGCUGUAAAAGAGAAGUUCUCAACUUGCAAGUAUUUUGCAAAAAUGUUCCUGAAUGCAAUUCAAAAAUAAUUCUGGGACGGUAUCAGGAUCACCUGCAGCAAUGCUUAUUUGAAAGUGUUCAGUGCACUAAUGAUGAAUGUCAUGAUCAAAUUCUUCGGAAAGAUUUAAAAGAUCACCUAAGUCUGCACUGUAAAUUUCGAGAAGAAAUAUGCCAGUACUGUAAUCAAUAUGUGGUUUCAAUUAAUUUAAAGAACCAUGAGAAAAAUGAGUGUCCUGAUUUUCCUGUGCCUUGUCUCCACAACUGUUCUCAGAUAAUUCUGAAAAAGGAGAUGGAUAAGCACUUCUCUGUGUGUCCUGAGGCAGAAGUAAAUUGUCCCUAUAAACAAUAUGGCUGUCCUGUACAGAUUAAAAGAGGAAAGCUUGCAGAACAUGAGAAUGCUGCUCUGAGGGAACACAUGCUACAAAUUUUAGACAAGAAUUCCAAAUUGGAAGAACAGAUAUCUGACCUAUAUAAGAGUUUGGAAUUUAAAGAGAUUAAAAUCCAACAGCUAGCAGACACAGUUAAAAAGUGUGAAAAGGAUUUCAGACAGUUUACACAGCUGCUUGGUAAAAACAGCAAUUUGAUGGUAAACACCCAGACUCUUGCCAGUCAUAUUGAUAAAUCUGCAUGGCUGGAAACACAAGUGAGGCAGCUAAUACAAAUGUCAAACCAGCAGCAAAGUAAAUUUGACCUGAGGCCACUGCUGGAGACUAUUGAAAAUAUAAAGCAGAAGAUUGCCUUUAUGGAGACAUAUGACCAGCGUUUAGUUGUUUUGGAAGGCCAGUCCACUGAACAUGAUGUUCACAUCAGUAUUCACAAAGCACAUCUCAAUAAAAACGAAGAGCGGUUUAAGCUUUUGGAGGGCACAUGUUACAAUGGAAAACUAAUCUGGAAAAUCAUGGACUACAAGAUGAAGAAAAAAGAAGCCAUGGAAGGCCGCACUGUCUCUAUAUUCAGCCAGCCUUUUUAUACCAGCCGCUGUGGAUACAGGUUAAGUGCAAGAGCAUAUCUGAAUGGGGAUGGCGCAGGAAAAGGGACGCAUGUCUCCCUAUACUUCGUAGUGAUGAGAGGGGAGUUUGACUCGUUGCUACCAUGGCCUUUCAAGCAAAAAGUUACACUUAUGCUUCUGGACCAAAGUGGGAAAAAAAAUCACAUUGUGGAAGUCUUCAAAGCUGACCCUAACAGCAGCAGUUUCAAAAGGCCAGAUGGAGAGAUGAAUAUUGCCUCUGGAUGCCCAAGGUUUGUGGCGCACACUGUGCUGGAAAAUGUAAAGAACACUUAUGUCAAAGAUGACACUUUGUUCAUGAAAGUUGUUGUGGAUUUAACUGACCUAGAGGAAUUAUGA
Molecule: messenger RNA, 1674 nt
Organism: Emys orbicularis (European pond turtle)
Lineage: Eukaryota; Metazoa; Chordata; Testudines; Emydidae
Gene: TRAF5
Product: TNF receptor associated factor 5
Exons: 10
Coding region: 1-1674 (557 amino acids)
Biological process (GO): positive regulation of canonical NF-kappaB signal transduction; protein K63-linked ubiquitination; tumor necrosis factor-mediated signaling pathway
Molecular function (GO): thioesterase binding; zinc ion binding; tumor necrosis factor receptor binding
Source: RefSeq, a predicted model, not a curated record